This is a messenger RNA of Acipenser ruthenus (sterlet), 3826 nucleotides long. RefSeq names its product guanylate-binding protein 1-like. The record is from RefSeq and is a predicted model, not a curated record. NCBI's taxonomy places the organism in Eukaryota, Metazoa, Chordata, Actinopteri, Acipenseriformes, Acipenseridae. The transcript has 18 exons. Gene Ontology annotation, molecular function: GTP binding; GTPase activity. The coding region runs from base 99 to 3245 and encodes 1048 amino acids.
AUAGAGAGAGCGGAGCACAGCAGUCGAAGCAGAGCGGCGUUCGGUUCCCAUUCCUCAGAUAUUCUUAAUACACUGCAGAGAAAAAACAGGAAGCAGCAAUGGCCAGCAAUACAGUGGCAAUGCCAGCCCCUGUGUGUCUGAUAGAGAACAGCUCCACUGGACAGCUUCAUGUGAACCAGCAGGCGCUGGAGAUCCUGUCCCAGAUUGACCAGCCGGUGGUGGUGGUGGCUAUCGUGGGCUUGUAUCACACAGGCAAAUCCUACCUCAUGAACAAGCUGGCUGGGAAGAGAUCGGGAUUCUCCCUGGGGGCGACCAUACAGUCCCACACUAAAGGCAUCUGGAUGUGGUGUGUCCCUCACCCGUGUAAACCCGGCCACACCCUCGUGCUGCUCGAUACGGAGGGGCUGGGAGAUGUGGAGAGGGGAGACCAGAAGAAUGAUAACUGGAUCUUCACGCUGGCUGUGCUGCUCAGCAGCACCUUGGUGUACAACAGCAUGGGCACCAUCACCGACAACUCAGUGCAGAACCUGCACUAUGUGACUGAGCUGACAGAACAUCUGGAAGUUAAGGCAGGAGAUGGGAAUCUGGAUAUCUCUUCAGAAUUCGCUUGUUUCUUCCCCUCCUUCGUCUGGACGGUGCGAGAUUUCUCUCUGGACCUGAUUAUGGAUGGGAAGCCUAUCACAGCCGAUGAAUACCUGAAUAAUUCUUUAAAGCUGAAAAAAGGUUCAUCCAAGUCCACCCAGACCUAUAACUUGCCACGCGAGUGCAUCCGAAAUUACUUCCCCAGCAGGAAGUGCUUUGUGUUCAGGCGUCCCACCUCCGAAGACAAGAUGAGGAGAAUUGAAGAGCUCGCUGACAGCGACCUGGAACCAGUAUUUGUAGAACAGACCAAGAACUUCUGUGCCCACAUCUUCAACAAUACUGAAACCAAAACAAUGAAAGGAGGAUUUACAGUCACUGGCAGAUUGCUGGGGAGACUGGUAGAGACGUAUUUGGAGACCAUUGUCAGUGGGAAGGUCCCUAGUCUGGAUAAUGCUGUUCUGGCCCUGUCUCAGAUUGAGAACUCGGCCGCAGUGCAGAGUGCCCUCACUCACUACAAGGAGCAGAUGAAGGAGAGAGUCUCCUUUCCUAGUCACACCCAGAAGGAGCUUUCUGAUGUGCAUGGCCAGUGUGAGGCUGCAGCUGUACACAUCUUUCUGGAGCGCUGCUUCAAGGAUGAGGAUCAGCGAUACCUGUUAGAGCUCAUGAGGCUCCUGCACGAGGAAUUGGAAUCAAUCCGUUCAGGAAAGAGGUUCCAGAGUCUGAAGGAUUGUGAAUCAGCGAGCCAUUCCAGAGUGCAGCACAGGAGUGGACAGUGGACAGAAACAGCUAUAGGUAACAAUACAGUGGCAAUGCCAGCCCCUGUGUGUCUGAUAGAGAACAGCUCCACUGGACAGCUUCACGUGAACCAGCAGGCGCUGGAGAUCCUGUCCCAGAUUGACCAGCCGGUGGUGGUGGUCGCUAUCGUGGGCUUGUAUCGCACAGGCAAAUCCUACCUCAUGAACAAGCUGGCUGGGAAGAGAUCGGGAUUCUCCCUGGGGGCGACCAUACAGUCCCACACUAAAGGCAUCUGGAUGUGGUGUGUCCCUCACCCGUGUAAACCCGGCCACACCCUCGUGCUGCUCGAUACGGAGGGGCUGGGAGAUGUGGAGAAGCGAGACCAGAAGAAUGAUAACUGGAUCUUCACACUGGCUGUGCUGCUCAGCAGCACCUUGGUUUACAACAGCAUGGGCACCAUCACCGACAACUCAGUGCAGAACCUGCACUAUGUGACUGAGCUGACAGAACAUCUGGAAGUUAAGGCAGGAGAUGGGAAUCUGGAUAUCUCUUCAGAAUUCGCUCGUUUCUUCCCCUCCUUCGUCUGGACGGUGCGAGAUUUCUCUCUGGACCUGAUUAUGGAUGGGAAGCCUAUCACAGCCGAUGAAUACCUGAAUAAUUCCUUAAAGCUAAAAAAAGGUUCAUCCAAGUCCACCCAGACCUAUAACUUGCCACGCGAGUGCAUCCGAAAUUACUUCCCCAGCAGGAAGUGCUUUGUGUUCAGGCGUCCCACCUCCGAAGACAAGAUGAGGAGAAUUGAAGAGCUCUCUGACAGCGACCUGGAACCAGUAUUUGUAGAACAGACCAAGAACUUCUGUGCCCACAUCUUCAACAAUACUGAAACCAAAACAAUGAAAGGAGGAUUCACAGUCACUGGCAGAUUGCUGGGGAGACUGGUAGAGACGUAUUUGGACACCAUUGCCAGUGGGAAGGUCCCUAGUCUGGAUAAUGCUGUUCUGGCCCUGUCUCAGAUUGAGAACUCGGCCGCAGUGCACAGUGCCCUCACUCACUACAAGGAGCAGAUGAAGGAGAGAGUCUCCUUUCCUAGUCACACCCAGAAGGAGCUUUCUGAUGUGCAUGGCCAGUGUGAGGCUGCAGCUGUACACAUCUUUCUGGAGCGCUGCUUCAAGGAUGAGAAUCAGAGAUACCAGCUGGAGCUCAUGAAAUGUUUGCAGGAGGAGUAUGAAUCAAUCUGUCGUAAGAAUGAGAAGGAAUCAGAGAAGUCUUGCAAGGCACUCAUUGCAAGUCUCUUCAGGAAUGUAGAGGACAGACUGAGCUCAGGUUUCUACAUGGACAUAGGAGGGUACAAGCAGUACAAGAGUGACCAGGAACACUUCAUCAGGCAAUACAAAGACACACCUGGCAAAGGGAUUCAGGCUGAUGCCAUUCUGAAGGAAUUUCUGAAUGGAAAAGAGACAAUGGGUAACAUGAUUCUUGCUGCUGAUGAGUCUCUCAGCGAGCAACAAAAACGUAUAGAAGAGGACCAAGCUAGGCGUGAUGCUAUGGAGCGGGACAGACGGGCAAUACAGGAAAAUCAAAAGGUUCUGCAGCAGCUGCUGGACGACCAGGAGAGAUCCUACAAGCAGAACAUGGAGCAGCUUCUGAAAAAGUUGAAGGAAGACCAAAAGACUGCCGCAGAGGAGUAUGAUAGAGUGCUGCAGGCUAAACUCAGGGAACAGAAGGAUCUUCUAGAGAGCGGUUUUGAGGAGAAGGCAAAGAAACUUGAGAAUGACGUGAGAAGCCUGAGUCAGAAGAAGGAGGAGACACAAUCCCAGUCCACUUUAAGCAAAGUCAUGGAAACAGUUGGCAACGCGGCGUCCUUGUUUUUACCAGGAAUAGCUGGAAGAGCACUCGGAGUUGCCACUUCCUUCCUUUCACGCUUCUUUUGAUGAAAUGGGCUUGAUCUCCUUCAUAUAUAUGUUUAUGUUCCUGUGUGAUUGUUACUUAUUCAACAUACUCACAGUAUUUCACAUUCUAAGCGCUAAGAAAUAGUUUGAAGAAAUGAUUACGGUAUUAUUUACAUGUUUUAGGUAGACUGCUUGCUAGUCUGACUACUCUUAACUGAAUAUGUGACUGUAUCUUGUAGAUUUUGUAUAAUGAUGUGGAUUUUACAAUACAGGUCCAUCGUUUUCUGCAGCUUUCCUGACACAAGCCGAGCACACAUUUCACUGUGCAGCACCAAACAGCCAACGUGGUGGCCUUAGAUGUAAAAUAAAUUCCAUUAUCUAUUCAAAUUCUAUUAUUCCAACAACUUUUGUCUAUUUUCUUACAACAGAACCUUGUAUAAGUACAAAACUAACAUUCUCUGGUCAGACUCCUCAUGGAACUUUCUUCCCAGAGCUUCAUGGAGAUAGGGGGAACGAUCAGGGAAUAUCCUGGAAAAAAACUAAACCGAAUGAUCCAUGUACAGUAUGCAUGUUUCUACCAGUCAGGUGACACACAGAACAUGAACAGUGGGUCUUUACUGCCA